GCCUAGACCGUGAGAGAGUAGUGAGGUGGCCCCUCCCUCAUUCUGGACUCCUCACUGUGCUACCUCCUCGCCCUCCCUCACAUUCUCCUCGCUGCACGUGUGCCACAACGCUCCUGGCACUCAGGUAAUCACACGGGCGGCAUUAAAGAACGCUGCUGAAGGUUACUGUCCCUCACAAGUGCAGUAGCAACUGCACCAUCCUCAGCAGCGUCACAGUCUUAACGUAACUAGCACGUCACAGCUUGGCCGAGUCACCUGGUGGCUCAGCAACACACUUAAGUGUCACCAUAGUCGGAGACAGGAAGAAUUGUUUGCUUAUCGAGGUCUCCCCCGUGCCACAUCCCAGCGCCACAUCCCAGCGCCACAUCCCAACGCCACAUCCCAGGGCCACGUGUUAGCACAACACCCCAACGCCACAUACCAUCACAGGAGUCCCACAUCAUCCCACCAGGCUACAAAACUCCCGAAGGGGGCAAAACAAAGCGCUACAAAACGUACCCACAUUACCACUUAGCAACUAAAUAUAUAUACAAAUAUAUAUAGAGAAUCUCAGCAGACAGUGGCCCCGUACCCAAUCUCUUACCCCCUCUCCCCCCACCACACUCCCCCAAUGCCGCCCCCACACACACCCAAGAACACACACCUGUAGUAGCCUAGCUCCGGCAGCCAUUUGUAAACUUGGCAGUGUGAUCAGGAUAGCGCAGUGUCGCUCUGAUGAAUCAAGGAAGCCAACAGUCCUGAAGACAAGGAAAUGUGAACACCACAAGGAAACAAGAACAACAACAACAGGGGGAAGAAACAGACUUCUUCUUGUGCUGCUCGACGAUUUAUUUAGAAAAAACAUACAAUUGUUGGAGCAGUGACGUCAUGGAUGCCAAAACUUCAGGUGACAAGACCUACACUUACACUACCUGUGUGUGUGUCGAGCCGUCAUCUGAUGACGAGGAUCGGGUCUCGCAAGGGCAUCCUUCCGUGCUGAAGCCCAUCUUCCAGACGCCACCAGAAGCUCCAAUGAAUGAUUCUCUCCUGCAACCCCUUAACGAUGAGGUCCACCUCCCUGUAGCCUCUCCUAACGACAGUCUCGAAAAACUUUCAGAAGGCGAGGGUCCGCUGCUUGGUAUACAGGAACCGGCUCGCACUAGGCGCUACCGUCUUGCUAAACAAGUGUUGAUGUUCUUGGGCGUGUCAGUGAGCCAUAUAGCUCAGCUGGGGAUGACUCUCACCUGGCCCAAUGUCCUCGCCUCCGACUUCCAGCACGACAACACCACCAUUUACGGCUCCAGUCUCCACCUCCAGGACUGGCAGAUGGACAUGAUGGGUAGCAUGGUGUACAUUGGGUCGUUGCCAGGGUACGUGGUGGCAGGGUGGCUGGCCCGGCGGCAGGGUCGGCGCUGGUCUAUGGUGAUGGCGACUGUGCCUGGACUGCUGGGCUGGGGACUCAUCGCCCUCAGCCUCAACACCCACAUGAUCAUCGUCGGGAGGUUCCUGACGGGCUUGGCGAUGGGCCUGGCAACUGUGUCUGUGAGGAUCUACCUGGCGGAGAUCGCCGACACAGAGAUCCGGGGCGCCGCUGGCAUGAUUGCCUCAGCUAUGCUCGAGUUCGGAGGUCUGGUCACAAUAAGUGUGGGUAUGCUGCUGCCAUGGUACCAUAUAGCCUUCUUGGUCAUUGUAAUACUUCUCACCUUCUGUGUUUUCAUAGCACCGUUCCUACCUGAGAGUCCCAUGUACUUGGCCAUCAGCAACAGGGAUGCGGAAGCGCGGCAGGUGUUGCUCAGUCUUAGGGGAAACUACGUCGAUCUCGACAAAGAAAUUAGCCUCCUCAAAGAAGAGAACAAGCAAGUUGAAGGUCGCUAUAGUUGGGACGCUCUACUUAAGCCCUUCAUUCUGAAACGCAUCUUGAUAGUCACCGGCAUCUUCUGCAUCUCUAACUUCUGCGGCACCGAAGUCAUCCGAGCCAACGUAACUAGAAUGCUGCAGACGACGGGCAUGGCCCUCAACAAGGACCUGAGCACCAUCUUGGUAUUUGUGUUGACCCUAGGGGGCAACUUGACCAUGACGAUGACUAUUGACCGCCUAGGACGUCGGCGGUGUCUGGUGGCGUCGCUGGCGCUGCUGGUGGUUGCCUACAGCGUCCUUGGCUUAACUAUUUGCCUGACGCAAAGCCCUGCUGUCCUUUACGACACCUCCAGCGCGCCCGGACAAGGUGUCGAGUACUCCCAGGAUGCUGGGCAUAGCAGGGCGUUGGCAGUAGAGGACUGGUUGCCAGCCGCAUGUCUCAUGGUGGCAGCUCUUGCCAUAAGCCUCGGGGUUGGACCCAUUCCCUGGGUUGUCUCUCCUGAGUUCUUCCCAACAGCAAUCAGGUCCCAGGCAAUGAGCGUGUGCACCAUCAUAGGCUGCCUGAUAGCUGUGAUUCCCCUGCAGCUGUAUAGCCUCAUGCAGGCUAUACUGACGCAGGCCGGCCUCUACUGGACGUACGCGUGUGUUUCUAUGUUGGGCAUCAUCUUCACCAUCACCUGCGUCCCGGAGACCGGCAGGAAGAAGAUAUGGUGAUGGUGACGCUAGAGGAGUAUGUAAGGGAACGGUAGAUCCGGUGAUGAAGUCUUGAGAACAGGGACGGGGAUAGUAGAUCUGGUGGUAGUGAAGCUAGUAGGACAGAAAGGGGAAAUCUGAUGAUGGUGACCAAAAUGGUCAAACUUGACUGUGCCACCGCCACCCACUGGAUGGGUAUGUGAUGCAUGAUGGACAAAUGAAUGUAGCAUUCAAUUAAUUUACCAUAUAUGUAAAUUAUUUAGCUUCAAAAUCACCGGGGUCCAAUUUCUGAACCCAUUACGAGGCUGCAACCUUUCUGCCGCCUGCCACAGGCUGGGUAAAGAAGCCCAUAACGAGACAAAAGGUGCCACAUCAGUACGAAGCAGCGAGAAUAAACUAAAGGAACUGAGCCUGAGGCCACUGGAGGAGAUAAACACCAGUUGAGACAUGAUAAGGCUGUAGGGAGCACUCAGGGAAACGGUCAGGGUGGAUUGCGAUAGACAGGUUGACUGUGAUAGAUUGGCCAACUGUGAUAGAUUGGUUAACAGUGAUAUAUUGGUUGACUGUUUAAAUGUUGUAGACUGGUUGACGAGGACUGGACCAGAGCCAGGGAAGAUGAAUGAGUUAUUAAGACAAGCACACCAGGCAGCCAAAAGGGCAUGAGGUGUAGUCUAGAAACACACACACACACACACACACACACACACACACACACACACACACACACACACACACACACACACACACACACACACACACACACACACACACACACACACACCUUCACCGUUGUGUCACGUCUGGCUAUAGUGGCGUGCCAUAGAUAUUUGUGAAGACUUUGCGACUACGGUUAAAUAAAUAAUAUCAAAAUAUUUUAAAAAUACAUUUUGUUUUUGGCAA
Molecule: messenger RNA, 3429 nt
Organism: Procambarus clarkii (red swamp crayfish)
Lineage: Eukaryota; Metazoa; Arthropoda; Malacostraca; Decapoda; Cambaridae
Product: facilitated trehalose transporter Tret1
Biological process (GO): transmembrane transport
Cellular component (GO): membrane
Molecular function (GO): transmembrane transporter activity
Source: RefSeq, a predicted model, not a curated record